This is a messenger RNA of Polyodon spathula (Mississippi paddlefish), 3194 nucleotides long. Its product is annotated as differentially expressed in FDCP 6 homolog. Gene Ontology annotation, cellular component: cytoplasm; nucleus. The record is from RefSeq and is a predicted model, not a curated record. The coding region runs from base 57 to 1877 and encodes 606 amino acids. The transcript has 11 exons. NCBI's taxonomy places the organism in Eukaryota, Metazoa, Chordata, Actinopteri, Acipenseriformes, Polyodontidae.
CGUUGCAGCAGGUCUCUGAGUAACAGUUCCCUGUUAAAAGUCAUGCUGCAGUAAUAAUGGAGCUGAGAUCGGAGUUAUUAAAAUCAAUUUGGUACGCUUUCACAGCUCUGGAUGUGGAGAAAAGUGGGAAAGUUUCAAAAUCACAGCUCAAGGUUCUGUCUCAUAACCUGUGCACGGUGCUGAGUAUCCCACACGACCCGGUGGCGCUGGAGGAGCACUUCAGAGACGAUGACGAUGGCCCGGUGUCCAGCCAGGGCUACAUGCCCUACCUCAACAAGUACAUCCUGGACAAGGUGAAGGAGGGCUCCUUCGUGAAGGAGAAUUUCGAUGAGCUGUGCUGGACGCUGACUGCCAAGAAGAACUACCGGCCGAACGGGAAGACCAGCAUCCCCCUGAAAGACGCCUUUCGCUUCUGGUGCCUCUUCAACUUCCUGUCCGAGGACAAGUACCCCCUGGUCAUGGUGCCUGACGAGGUGGAGUACCUGCUGAAGAAGGUGUGCAUGGCAAUGAACGUGGAGCUGAAUUAUGUGGAGCUGGAGGAUUAUUUCAGCCAGGAGCCCCAGCAGCAGAGCGGUAUCGUCGUGUGGAAGUUCCUGGAGCUGGUGAACUCCGGGAAGCUGACCAGGGGCAUCGACAAGGACACUUUGAGCAUGGCGAUCGAGGAGGUGUAUCGAGAGAUCGUGGAGGACGUGCUCAAGCAGGGUUACCUGUGGAAGAAGGGGCAGCUGCGGAGGAACUGGACGGAGCGCUGGUUCACGCUGAGGCCGAGCACGCUGGCUUACUACGUGAGCGAAGACCGCAAGGAGCGGAAGGGCAGCAUCCCUCUGGACAGGAACUGCUGCGUGGAGGUGCUGCCGGAUAAGGACGGGAAGAGGUGCAUGUUCUGCGUGAAAACGUCGGCCAAAACCUACGAGAUGAGCGCCUCCGACACCAAGCAGAGGCAGGAGUGGACGACAGCUAUCCAGACAGCCAUCCGCUUGGAGGCCGAGGGCAAGAAGUCUCUUCACAAGGACCUGAAGCUGAAGCGGCGGGAGCAAAGGGAGCAGCGGGAGCGGAGCAAGAUGGCGAAGGAGGAGGAGAUGCUGAGGCUGCGAGCGCUGCAGGAGGAGAAGGAGAAGAAGCUGCAGGAGCUGGAGCUGCUGAAAGAGGCGCAGCGGCAGGCCGAGGUGCUGCUGCAGCAGGACGAGCAGCGCAGGAGAGCCCAGCACGAGGAGAUGCAGCGCACGCUGGAGGUGCAGCUCCGUGACGCAGAGCAGGCACGGGCCAGCAUGCAGGCAGAGAUGGUUCUGAAGGAGGCGGAGGCCGAGAGGCAGAAGAAGCGGAUCCGGGAGCUGGAGGAGAUGCAGCAGGGACUGGAAGAGGCACUGCAGCUGGAGAUCAAAGCCAGGCAGGACGAGGAGGCCUUCCGCUACGCACAGGCAAGGCUGCUGGCUGAGGAAGAGGAGAAGCUGAAGCAGCUGAUGUUCAUGAAGGAGGAGCAGGAGGAGUACAUCCUCAAGACCCAGAGAGAGAAGCAGGAGCUCAAGCAGGAGAUGGAAACCAAGUCCCGGGCUCUCGAAGAGGCCCAGCUGCAUCUGGAGGAAGUGAGGGUCAACCGGCAGAGAGUAGACCAGGAUGUUGUGGCUGCCCAGAGGAAACUGCGCCAGGCAAGCACCAACGUCAAGCACUGGAACGUGCAGAUGAACAGGCUGAUGCACCCUAUAGGCCCAGGAGACAAAAAAUCCUCACCCGGGCUCGGGGGGGUUCUCCAGCUUCCGCGUCCCGCCACAGAAAGAUCCCGGACUGAAGCUGAGGCAGAAAUCCGAGGAGAGAGAGCGCAAGGAGAGCAAGGAGAACGUGGACAGCGAAUCGGCCCGUCGCCUCUCGCAGGCUUCUGACAUGGACACUCGGCCCUAAAAGGAAGAGCCUGUGGCAUCCAGGUAACGUGCCAGGUAACAGGGCUUCUGUUUGGAGAGGCUGCCCUUUGACAUCAACACAGACAGAUCCUUCCACAAACUCAGCUCCCAGCCUCUUUGAAUGUGCACGGAAUCGACUGGGUUCAAUCCGUACAAACCUGGAUGUUGCUUUUCUUUUGGGUUGGUUCUGGGUUUUAUUUUUCCAAGUCGUUUCAACAGAAAUGUGUCCGAACUUUAACAAGGGGUCACCACAUCUGCCUUGCCUAAAACCCCACAGACAGAAGGACUGCAUGCUUCAGUAUUCAAAGCACUGGAAGAAUGAUUAUUGCUGCAAACAUCAUAAGCAACAUAGGAGUUUUAGUAGUUUGAUUUGAGGUGAAAUGGCUUUGGAAACAGGCAGUACAGCACACACAUGAAAGAAAAGAUAACUUGACAUCUUCCUGUCAGCCCCCUGCACUGCGCAGAGUUGCGGUGCUGGUUUGCAUAGCAGAUUUCCAGAGAGAAAGAGGCCCGGCUUCAAAUCCUGCCUGGGCGCCAUGCAGAGGGAGUGCUGUGUUCUGGUUCACAUCACAAGCAGACGAAGCCAGACCUGGGCUCAGUCACAGUUGUAACUGAGCAAUUCACAGUCAAGGGACAAACAAAAUGUGGCCUUGAUACAGCAUUUCAUAGAAUUUCUUCCAGCAAUACCUUUUGUAUAAUUUAUUAAGUUCUUAGUUGAGCGUUAGCUUCCCCUUGAAGAGUGAAUCCAUUCCUGUUGUUAUUUAUUUCAUGCAAACUCUUCUAAAUCACUUUUUUAAGAUGAUUAUUCUCUUAAUCAAACAGACCAGUGAGUUACAGCGUGUUGCAGCAUAGUCUUAGAGGCAUUCAGAUUUGUUAUUACAGUGAAUACCACGUCUGUGGAAAAUGUGUCAGUCAUUGCCUGCUUUACAGCAGCCCUCCAGUGUAUCGUGGGAAACGGGUGGCGGUGCUGUUUGUUCUGCUGUUCUCAUUUCUAGUAUGGAUGCACGGUGCUUUCCUGCCUUUGCUGUGUCUUUCACAAUGCUGCACUGCACUUGCUAUGCACUCCACAGGGUUCCCUGCACUAACAAGCUACACAGAGCUCCAGAGAUCCAGUCCAAAAAUGAUUCUCCUGUCAACUGUAGCUUUGCGGCCAAUAUUCGGAAAACAAACAAAAUGUACAAAGCUUGUUGCUGUAAAACAAAAAAACUAAAACCCCUUUGUCUUGUUUACUGUUUAACUUGUACAGUUUGUAUGUGUGGGAACAACUUUAUGAACACUUCUGAAAUAAAUGUAUUUUAA